Triticum aestivum (bread wheat) is the source of this 1058-nucleotide messenger RNA. Its product is annotated as ubiquitin-like-specific protease 1A. Gene Ontology annotation, cellular component: nucleus. The record is from RefSeq and is a predicted model, not a curated record. Gene Ontology annotation, molecular function: deSUMOylase activity. NCBI's taxonomy places the organism in Eukaryota, Viridiplantae, Streptophyta, Magnoliopsida, Poales, Poaceae. The transcript is spliced from 5 exons. Bases 100 to 945 code for a protein of 281 amino acids. Gene Ontology annotation, biological process: proteolysis; protein desumoylation.
ACCGACCAUGAUCUAUGUGCUCAUAUAGCAAUAGAAUCAUCUUUGAGAAAACAAUUGCUGGUUCAGAUAGAUGGAAGUUCUGUCUUGCAACAUCAAUUGAUGUGCCUGCUAGAUGAGAAAGAGUGGGUAAAUGAUGAUGUGAUCAAUGCAUAUAUAUGUUGUAUAAAGGACCAAAUACAUCUCCAGAAUGAUAAUAAAGUAUAUUUUGAGAGUCCAUUUGUUACCUCACUAUUUAAACGAGAUGGCACCAUUGGAAUACAAGAAGGUAGUGCCUUCAUGACAGAGAUUGUCCUCGAAUAUAUGCAGCAUGACAUGAUUAAACUUCCAAUAAAUGCCAAUAACACACAUUGGUAUUUAGCUGUUGUGAAUACAAAAAAAUGUGAGGUUCAAGUUCUAGACUCAUUGUGCUGGAAUUCUGACAGAGAUGAUCUUGCUAAUACGCUACGAGGAAUACAAUUUCAUUUGGACCUUCUUAAAAGUCAAAAGUUGGUAAGCGACGAUUGGAAAGACGUUGAUCUUACUGAAUGGAAGAUCACAGAACAAUUACAAAAGGCAAUUCAAAAAGAUAGUUCUUCAUGUGGUUUAUUUAUGGUUAAAUUUAUGGAAUAUUUCACCGGAUGUGCACUAUCCUACCCAAUUACACAGGAAAUGAUUACUUCUUUUAGGUUUAAGUUAGCCAGCAUACUAUUAUGUUGGAAAACAAACACUGCAGCAAUGACUACAAUCGUUGAAGAAAGUGACGGUGACAGCAAGGGAGAUCCUGAUGAUGUUCAAAUAUUGGAAAGUUUAGAUGAUAUAGAAAAAACAAAAACAAAAAUCCCAUUAUCUGUUGAAAAUAAAUACAGAUCAUUAAUAUCAAUUCUUUCUAAUAUGACCUUACAUGAGUUAACAGCUGGACUCUGUAGCUUCAUUAAAUCAAUUAAUUACACCGAGAUUUUAGAGUAAGUCAUUUUAAAUUAGUAUUGCAAUUGUAUAGUAUCUGAAUUGUUUUAUUAAUGGUUUAUUUUCUUAAUUUGUAUCAUUAUCAGGAAAGUAUGGAUCCGAAGUUCAAAACCAUA